UCUUCUCCUCCUCCUGUAUGAAUCCGCCCUCUAUUCUUUGCCUUCAAUUUUCCCUAUCUAAAGCCCAUUUUCUGCAUCCCAAUUAAUUUUUUUCCCCAAAACUCCAUUUAUUAUUCAAAUAAAUAAACCUAUCUUGAAUCUCUGGAGCUUUGGGAUUUCUUUAUCCUUUUUUUAUUUUUAAUAUUUGUAAGUAAUAUCUGUACAUAUGGCCUUGUGAAAAAUGUUUUUGUAACAAAAAACAUUUUUCACUUGUUUAUAGGUUCUUUUGUAAUUUUCUAGGUUGAUUAUUUGUGAAUUAUAGGAUAUUGGAAAAAAUGUCGUCUGCUGGUGUGGUUGCAAAUGCAAUUAGUCCAUUUUACGUAGAGAAUAUGGUAAAUUCACCUGUACAUUGCCAUGAAUCAAUUUUGGUUUACGUAGCUAUGUCGGGUUCAAUGAUGCCAUUAAGGGUCUUGGAAUAUGAUUCUAUUGAAUCUGUUAAGGUACAGAUACAAAGUUGUAAAGGGUUUAUUGUGAAAAAUCAGAAGUUGGUCUGUGGAGGGCGAGAAUUGGCUCGUAGGAAUUCACUUAUAAGGGAUUACGGUGUGUGUGAUGGGAAUAUACUUCAUUUAGUGCUUAGGUUGUCUGAUCUUCAAGUUAUUAAUGUGACAACUUCUUCGGGUGAAGAGUUUACGUUUAAUGUAGAGAGGAGUCGUGAUGUUGGAUAUGUUAAACGUCAGCUUGCUGAGAAGAAAGUUGGGUUUUUAGGUAAUAUUGAUGAACAAGAAGUGUUGUGUAAAGGCGAGCGUGUUGAAGAUCGGAGGAUCAUAUAUGAUCUUUGCAAGAACAAUGACGUGGUGAUUCAUUUGUUUGUGCGUAAAAAUGCAAAAAUUAGGGCUAGGCCAUUGGACAAGAAUUUUGAGUUGUCCAUUGUGGCUCCACGCCAGGAUGAUGUGGUUAGAGAAAGUGAGAGUGGGACUGAAGCAGAUCGUAAAGUUUUGGUCCCGAGGAAGCCUCUUGAUAGGGAAAUAAUUUUGGAACCUGUAAUUGUUAACUCGAGGAUUGAAAUUCCUAUGGUACUUAGGGAUAUGAUUGUUUCUGCGUUUGAAGGCUUAGAUAGAGGAAAUUAUCCUAUUAGAUCUUCUGAAGGCAUGGGAGGAGCAUAUUUUAUGCGAGACACAUCAGGGAAUAAGUUUGUUGCCCUGUUUAAGCCAAUUGACGAGGAGCCUAUGGCUGUGAACAACCUUCACAGGUUGCCUCUGUCAGUUAAUGGCGAGGGCUUGAAGAAAGGAACAAGAGUUGGAGAAGGUGGUUUCAGGGAAUGUGCUGCCUACAUUUUGGAUCAUCCACAGAGUGGACGACGCUCACUUUCUGGUGAGAUAAAAGGCUUUGCCGGUGUUCCUCCAACUGCUUUCGUGAGGUGCCUUCAUAAGGGUUUCAAUCAUCCUGAUGGUGUUACAGUUAAGCUGGGAUCCUUGCAGAAAUUCAUGGAGAAUAAUGGCAGUUGUGAGGAUUUAGGUCCUAGUGCUUUCCCUGUGGAGGAGGUCCAUAAAAUUGCCGUAUUAGAUAUGAGGCUGGCAAAUGCAGAUCGGCAUGCGGGUAAUAUAUUAAUGAGCAAAGAUGAAGAUGGCCAGGUUGUGCUCAUUCCAAUUGAUCAUGGUUACUGCUUGCCCGAUAGUUUUGAAGAUGUCACAUUUGACUGGCUCUACUGGCCACAAGCUCGUCAGCCUUUUAACGCCAACACCAUCGAGUACAUUAAAUCACUUGACGCUGAGGAAGACAUAGGCUUAUUGAAGUUAUAUGGGUGGGACAUGCCUCUAGAAAAUGCUCGCACACUCCGCAUCACCACCAUGCUUUUGAAGAAAGGUGCAGAGAGGGGUCUAACACCAUUUACCAUAGGGAACAUCAUGUGCAGGGAAACCUUGACCAAGGAAUCUGUGAUAGAGGAGAUUCUGCAAGAAGCAUUGGAGCCCCCUGGCUCAAGUGAAGAUUCGUUCCUUCAAUCCGUUUCCCAUGUAAUGGACCGCCGUCUUAAUGAGAUUGCGUAAUGACAUUUCACUCAAGUGUUGGUACAUGAAGAGGGGUUGUUUUUGUACAUAGGAGUGUGUCUGAGGACACCCUUUGUUUGCCAACAUCAAUUACAAGAGAGACUAUCUUGAUUCUUACUUAUCAAAAGAAAAGAAAAAAAGUAAGCGAUAACCUUAGAUUUUUUUAGCAGUUAACUGGAAAUGAUCUUGCUAGACUUUAAGCAAGUUCUAUGUCAGUAUCAAUUGUACAAUUACUGUAAACAUUGUUAUUCAUAUUUGGGUUAUGGAUAAAAGUAUAAGACAUAAUGUUAUAUGAUA
Molecule: messenger RNA, 2321 nt
Organism: Capsicum annuum
Lineage: Eukaryota; Viridiplantae; Streptophyta; Magnoliopsida; Solanales; Solanaceae
Product: phosphatidylinositol 4-kinase gamma 4-like
Exons: 2
Coding region: 315-2024 (569 amino acids)
Molecular function (GO): protein binding
Source: RefSeq, a predicted model, not a curated record